AUGGCACCAUCAACCUUCACCCUGAGCGUGGCAACAUGGGGCAGCCCAAGUUCCUCGAAGAACGCCCUGCUCAUUCAUGGUAUCACUUCGGUUGCGCAGACGUGGCAUCGUGUCGCUAGAGACCUCGCUGCUCAAGGGUACUAUGUUCUCGCGCCCGACCUGCCUGGACACGGGAUGGCUGGUUCAACGCAGAGCUUGUCCGUUGCAGCCCUCGCUGAAGCGCUUUCCCCGCUGUUUUCUGCGCCCUAUCCUCGGUUUGACCUCAUCAUCGCGCAUUCGCUCGGCGCUAUCACUACGCUCCAGCUCCUUCAUACCCUUCCACCCUUCUCGCAGCACCUAGCAGCCCCGGCCGACUCAUGCACUCGCAUUCUGCUGCUCGACCCACCAAUCUACCAGUCUCCGUGUGCAUUGGAGCUUUUACGCAAGCUUUGCAUUCAGGAUGCGGCGUCUCCUCGGUCUGCGGCCCAGCACAUGUCGGAGAACCCGCGUUGGACGUUGGAGGACGCGGCGUGGAAGGAGCUUGGGGAGCAGCUCAUCACCCCCGAGACCAUCGACCGUUUGCUCAAUGACAACUCCAACUGGUCGUUCACCCACCUUUUCAAACUUCCGCCCGAUAUGCAAAAUAGCGUAUACCUCACCGUACUUGGCGCCGAUCCUCACCUUAAGGACCAUGAACCUAGCUUCCGCAUUGAGGAGGCACAGCCAUACCUAAAUCCACGGCUCGACACCGGCAUAGUGCGGGGUGCUACGCAUGGGAUCCAUCGAGAAUUCCCAGAGGUGGUUGUCGAACACGCCCUCCAUCGCUUAGAUGAGACAAAGGCUGUCUCUUCUGCAGAGGAUCAAACGACGCUAUAG
Molecule: messenger RNA, 855 nt
Organism: Coniophora puteana RWD-64-598 SS2
Lineage: Eukaryota; Fungi; Basidiomycota; Agaricomycetes; Boletales; Coniophoraceae
Product: alpha beta-hydrolase
Exons: 3
Coding region: 1-855 (284 amino acids)
Source: RefSeq, a predicted model, not a curated record